GCAAGCAAACUCAGCUCAAUUAUGCAACUUUCCCAUCUCUGACACAAUCAUUUUUCUUUCCCCGUUUCCCGGAAUCCAAACACCUACCUAGAGGGAAAACAGGAACACCCACCUAGAGAGAAAAAAAUGGUUUCAAUAGGCAGUGGUUGUAGUGUUCAUGGAUCAGCCUCAUCAGAGCCAAAUUCCAGUCCUCGGAUAUCUUUCUCUUCUGAGUUUCUUGAUGAAAACGACUUCAUUUCCAUCACUCCAAAUUCACAUCUAGAGAGAGAACAAGAGAUUUCUGAGAGACAGAAGGAGGACAGAUCAGAGAAGCUAGCAUGGAGUGCUGAUUUUGAGUUUCUUUCUAAUAAAGUUAGUAGCCACUCCAUGAUUACAGCUGAUGAGCUCUUCUUUGACGGGAAGCUUCUUCCCUUUUGGCAAAUGCAGCAAGCAGAGAGGCUUAACAAAAUCAGUCUGAAAUCUUCAAAAGAUGUAGAUAAACAAGGCUUGGUGGACAUAGAGGUAAACAAGAAGGCAGAGAACAAAGUGAAUUGGUUACUCGACGACGACCCGUCACCGAGACCACCAAAAUGCACUGUUCUGUGGAAAGAAUUGUUGAGGUUGAAGAAACAACGCGCGUCGUCUGCGCUAUCACCAUCUUCUUCUUCGUCUUCGUCGUCUUCUUCCAAGUCGAUGGCUGAUGCACCCAAAACAGAGGAAGGGACAACAAGAAACAAAGAGAAGAACAUUAAGAGGAUAAAGAAGGGUUUGGAAAGGACAAGAUCAGGCAGUAUAAGAAUAGGGCCUAUGAUUAAUGUGCCAAUCUGCACACAGCUGAAGAGCAGUGUUUUGCCACCCUUAUUCCCACUUAAGAAAGGAAGAUUUGAUAGAUAAAAAGACGAAAUUAGUAGCUAAAGUCAGCAGCUCAAGAUCUCAUCAAGUUUAUCCAACAUGUUAAUCUCCCUCUCUCUAUUGUUACAUUUCUUGACAAUUUUAAACUUUCCGUCUGUGUAUGCAUUAAUGUUGGUUAUUAUGGCGGUGGAUCUAAUAAUCUACGUUUGUACAUGCUGACCUCUAGUUUUUGUUUGUUGGCAUUCCUUGAUUAAUCAUCUUAUGCUUUUUUGGUUCGACAUA
This is a messenger RNA of Cucurbita moschata (crookneck pumpkin), 1113 nucleotides long. RefSeq lists its product as uncharacterized. The record is from RefSeq and is a predicted model, not a curated record. Bases 127 to 873 code for a protein of 248 amino acids. The transcript has a single exon. Lineage: Eukaryota; Viridiplantae; Streptophyta; Magnoliopsida; Cucurbitales; Cucurbitaceae.